Symsagittifera roscoffensis is the source of this 1624-nucleotide messenger RNA. RefSeq names its product palmitoyltransferase ZDHHC23-B-like. The record is from RefSeq and is a predicted model, not a curated record. Gene Ontology annotation, biological process: peptidyl-L-cysteine S-palmitoylation; protein targeting to membrane. Bases 63 to 1490 code for a protein of 475 amino acids. The transcript has 8 exons. Gene Ontology annotation, cellular component: endoplasmic reticulum; Golgi apparatus. NCBI's taxonomy places the organism in Eukaryota, Metazoa, Xenacoelomorpha, Acoela, Convolutidae. Gene Ontology annotation, molecular function: protein-cysteine S-palmitoyltransferase activity.
CCUAAUUGUUGUGAUAAACUUAUUAAAUAGAUUUAUGCAAGUAGCUGUGUGAAUGAAUAUUAAUGCAAAAUAGACCCACUUAUUUCGAGGACGAUGAACCGCUUUGUUGCUGUGAAUACUUGAGUUUCGAAGAAAAAAGAAAAAGACAUCUACUGCAGUUCUGCUGUGACUGCGUUCUCAUUGACGAAGUCUGCGAAAGGUGUCUAAGAUGUGAGACAAUUCCAGUGAGUCGGUUCUACAAGUUAUCCGCAGUGAUGCUGGACCGCAUGCGGAUUCCUUCGCCAGGAGGGGCUGUCAGGCUCACGUGGAGACAUGCUCUGCCCUUUGUGGUCUAUCCCCUCCUGGUCUACUGUGGUUCAUACGGUGCCUUCAUCUGCGCCUUCAGCUUCCUAGUUCUUCUCUACGGGAUCGCUCUCUACUCGCAGUUUAUGUUCUCGCGCAAGCAGAAGAACACAGUCGUGGGUUGUUUCAUCUGGGCAUACUUAGUGUACACUUAUUUGCUGUACCUCUGGUAUCUCUACCCUAUGCACAACAUUCCUCAGACAUGGCUGGCAAUUCAACACGUUUCCAUUUGCUUCUUCAUACUCUCAUAUGUACUAACUCUCGCAGGUCCUGGUUUCGUUCCCAUCCGCAGUGGGGAAGAACAGGAGAAGAUCACCUACAUUAAUCAGUGUGAGGUGCAGAUCAACGGCAGUGAAUUACAGGCGGAGGACACUUACAUUAAAGUGGAUGAAGUGACAGGAGCCACUGAAGAGAUUCAGCCUAUGAAAGAGUUCUACAAGUUGAAUCCGCAGUUCUUAGCUGAAAACGACUCCUCAACUACUUCCAAACUGCCUCCUGGAUCCCAGAAAGUGGACCCUAGCUCCAUGGCCGAGGUACCUGAAAUGGAGGCAGAUGACCUAGAGACUGGCUGUGGGGUGUACUGGCCCGUGCUGAAGUGUGAUUGGUUCUACUGUACAGUGUGUAAGAUGCUAGUGCCUCCUCUGUCUGUGCACUGUAGAACAUGCGACAGAUGUGUGUACGAACUAGACCAUCAUUGUUUCUGGCUGGACUGCUGUGUGGGUCUGAAGAACAAGCGGUGGUUUCUACUGCUACUGAUUGCAUUGGUGUCUGGAAACAUGUUCAAUACAUUUAUGGUGUUCAGCACCAUCUGUCCCACUGAGAGUUGGUACUGCCAGGGAAUAUUCAAACAGCCAGACGAAAUGCGCUACGUUUUCUGCACAACCCUGUACGGCUUGUUAGUCUCUAUCUAUCAAUUCUACCCUUUAUUGAGAAUGUUCUACUCCAUUUCGACCAACACAUCAUUGGUGCGGCUGCAGAAGUAUUUCAAGUCUAAAAUGAUGGCAAGAAUGAAUGGAACAGAACCUUUGUCGUACAGAUGGCUCAGCAGGUACAAUCGAGGCUUCUAUCGAAAUUGGGCGAGAGUUAUGUGUCCGCCUAAUGUAUGGGACAUGCCAAGCAAGCCUCCACCGGUUGCCCAAACUGUUUAAAUUGAAGGAACAAAAAACGAAAGAUUUUCGAACAAUUUAUUCUGUAUAAUGAUUUUAACUUCUAUAUUUUGAACAUAUCUGACUUAACUAAUGUUUAUAAUAAAAAAAAGUUUGCAAUAAAAUUCUUAAAUUUA